ACCCCGUCUCCUUGUCCCUGUCCUCCACGCCACGCUCCACUACUGGCGCCGAGUGCCGCCGAAGUCCAAGCCGCAACGUUCGGCCACCAGCCAUCACCAUGGCCGAGAGAGAAGCGCACAAUAACCACAGUGGGGGAUGGAAUGAAUGAAUAAAUCCCCCGGCCGCAAACACACACAGACCUUCUUCCUUCUUCGCAAACUCCAUGGAAUUUAGCACCUCUCCCAGAACCAAUCAACCGAACCCACCUGCGCGCCCAAGAAAUUCACCUCGUGUCCAGACACCGCUUCUCGGGAGCUGCGAUCCGGUCUGCUGCUAGGUAGUUACUCCUCCUAUAUCUGCUUAUCGUGCUUAGUUUAGUUUAGUUUCAGUCAAGCAGGCUUGGAGUCUUCUUCCCCUUUUCACAAGGUCACAUGGUCUGCGCGUAGCAGCAGCAGCAGCGCAGAGCCAAGCCGAUCGAUCUUCUUUCUUUCCUGCCGUUUUGUUUCCUCGUCUCUGCAGAAAGGCUGCCGAGCUCGCAAUCAAUCAAACCCAUCUUCCUUCCGUAAAUUUCCCCAGAACCUUUUUCAGAUUUCCUUCUCCAUCGACAGCAGCAGUAAUAACUUCUUGCUGUUCUUGACGAGCCUUUAAAAAUGGAGGGGAGUUACGCUGCCGCGGCAGGCCAUUAAGGCUUCUCGCUCUGAUCCGGCAGGCGUUAUCCAUCCUUUCGCGUCCCUGUUUCGCUUCCGAUUCUUCUUCCCCAACUUGCCUUCUUGCAUCUGCGGGCGCAGGGGGGAGGCAGAGCUGGGAACCGUCCGCGUUUAUCGACCGAGGAAGAAGAAAGCCAUGUGCGCCUCGAUGACGAGGAGAGCGUGAGGAGUAAAAGGGGGACAGCUCUCGCCUUGACGCCUCCUCGCCCUCCCUCUGCUCCUCUCCGUUCCGGAAACCUAACUGCCCCACGGCUCAGGCCUUCAUUUUUUCUCUCUGUCUGCUGGGUGGUCAGUAGGCAGUGCGUGCUUGCUUCAGGGAAGGGUUUGGGGUUCGGAUGCUGCGUGCUGAUCUCUGAGGUGAUCAAGAUCUUAUUCACCUGAUUCACUGGAGUUUUAGUCAUUCAGCAAAAGAUGGAACUUGUCUGCUUGGAAAGGAGAAACAGAUUACAUGGUAAUAGCGCUACUCCAGAGUUCAGUGGGCGGUCAGAAGACCACCAUCAACUCCAGCCCGAUGCUGCUCCCGAGGUUCAGUCUGAUUUGGUCCAGGUAAACUACAGGCAGCCAUUGGCUACAGAUGAGAAGAAAAGCAUGAGUUGCCAGUCAUGCCAGAGGUUACCGUGUUCUUGUGGUGACGGUGUGCCAUGUUCGGACUUAUGUCCGGCGCUUCCUGCCAUUCCUGCCAAGAUGAUGAUCUUGGAGUACCUCAUCAGAAGCCUGAGGCACCCAACAAGAACUCACAAUGUGAGCGACCUUGAUGACAUGAUUAGUGGCAGAACUAGCACUGGGGAUGUAACACUUGGUCCUUCAGAGAAGAUGAUGAUGGACUCUUUACAUGCACUGGUGAAUACGAAGACAAGACCGAAGAGCCCGUCGUUCUACCUUUCAGGAGCUAAAAUGAGAAAAACUCGGUCAAGAUCCCACAUCGUAACACAGUCGGAGAUAUUGAAGCUGAUAUCUCCCGAGACAUGGGAAAUCUCCUCCCUUGGAGUAUCCCCAUUGAGGAAAAGCACGGCCGAGCUGUGCAUGGACGCGGAGAUGGCGCCUUCUUUCUCAGACACAGCGCGUAUGAGCGCAAGUGAGGCUGUUCUGUCCUCAUACCCAUCAUCAUCAUCUCUUAGUGCAGGCCUUCUGCAGUGCAUAUGGAAGGACGGGCUCCCUCACUUUGAACUGUCGCUGGACAGUCCUAUGGCAGUGUACGCUGCAAACCCUAUCAAGGCACAUGACAAUGAUAAAGCCCUCGACUACGUCUAUUUGUUCCACUCAGGGGAGCCAGGGAAAAAAGAUUGGAUGGGGAACUCGAGCAAUGUUUCGAAACUUGUUGGCAAGAUGAAGGUGUCAAGCUCUCUAGUUCUGAGCUCAGGUCAGCCAAGUUCUAUGCAAACUGAGUUUGUCCUGUAUGGUUCGCCUGAUGACUACCUGAGGCAAAUGCAGAGCACCUAUAGUGUUACAAAAGGCAAGGGGCUAGUCCAGAGAGUAGCAGAAAUCAUGAAAUCUCCCAAUGUUUACUCCAGUCCGAAACAUGCCUGGAAGUUCAGCAAACCUUCACCGCAACAGUUCGACGACAUGCGCGAAAUGCUUGGAGGCGAAGUGACCAAUAUUGCAGAGUCAAGUUUGGUAAGCCUCACUGCCGAUGAUCUGCCGACCAACCAGGAGAUAGCAGCGAUUGUGGUGAGAGAACAACGGCAUGAACGCCAGGAAGAGCCUGCUGUUGGUGGCUGGGGCCUGAAGUUCCUUGAGAAGGCAGGAGCCGUUCAUUCAGAGGAGAGCAAGGACAGUAAGGGUGCUGCAAGGAGCAUAACUGCUAUUGUUCCCAGAGGCUACCACGGUGGUGUGGCUUCCAAGAAUGGCCCGUCGGGGCUCAUCGAGAGAUGGAGGACCGGCGGGCGUUGCAAUUGUGGCGGGUGGGAUCUCGGUUGCCCCAUCAGAGUGCUGAACAAUGACGGUGGUGGAUCAUUGUCGCCUCAGUCUGCGGCAUAUUCACAGGAGAGCAAAUCAGCUGAGUUGUCAAUGAUGGGCGUGAGGAGGAAUCACGAGCCGGUGCUGAGGCUUGUGAACGUCGCAGAGGACCUGUACAUCCUCUAUUUCGAGUCGACCCUGCUCUCGCCGUUGCAGUGCUUCUCCACAGGGGUGGCGAUGAUCCACAGCCAGGCACCUCAGCUCUACCCCAAACUGUAGGAUGUUUAAAUUUUGUUUUUGAGGGAAAGGGCAGACAAAUUGUUUUUCCUUGUGCUGUUAAUCUAUCAGUUUAUUAUUCGUCUGGAUUAGCUGACAGCCUGGACCCUGGAGCCAUGAGUAGGAAUGCAAAUUGCAUAUGUACAAAAGCUACUGAUAAAAAUAUAGGAGUAUAAUUUUAUAAA
Messenger RNA from Brachypodium distachyon (stiff brome), 3044 nucleotides. RefSeq lists its product as uncharacterized. The coding region runs from base 1099 to 2862 and encodes 587 amino acids. The transcript has 4 exons. Lineage: Eukaryota; Viridiplantae; Streptophyta; Magnoliopsida; Poales; Poaceae. The record is from RefSeq and is a predicted model, not a curated record.